GCCGUUAGUCCCUCGGGAUGGGAAUCCCUUCCCGUAUUCCGCACAUACGAAAGUCCGACGACCGUCGGUGCAACGCGGGAGAGGCAAUCGACUCGUGAGAACAAGUGGAAUACAAGUGUCGCACCGUUACUCCCUCGGGUAUACAACAUCUCGGUAGUGCAAGAGGAUAAACGUAAUCGUCGUCAACGGUAACCGGAAGUGUUCUAUACCGAAGGAUGGACUACUCUUACUUGAAUCAAGCUGCAGCCGCAGCUGCUGCAGGCUUCGAAGCUUCAAGUUGCGCCCUUGCUGCUAGUGAGAUGCAAUGUGGAUACGGCGAUCUGAGUUCCUGUUCGCAAAUGAGCCAAGCUGCCUAUCGUUACACGGCAGCUAGAGCUGCUGGAUAUCCAGGUAACACUGGUACCCCCGGUACCGGGAGUGCGACGCCUUUAGGACCGCAUCAUGGAGCUCAUCCUCACGCUCAUGGGCAUCACGGAGCCCACGCUACCCCAUGCUCUGUUAUGGCAGCACGAAGUCAGGAUGUCCAUCGUCAUGCUGCGUCCAUCUUCCCCUCGGCUAUCAACCUUCAAGGUGGUUUGGGGUACAAAACUUACCCUGGUCACGACGGUCUGGCUGAAAAGAGAAAGCAGCGUCGGAUACGAACAACUUUUACCUCCGCACAACUAAAAGAACUCGAACGAGCUUUUCAGGAGACUCAUUAUCCAGAUAUUUAUACACGCGAGGAAAUUGCGAUGAAAAUAGACUUGACGGAAGCGAGGGUACAGGUGUGGUUCCAGAACAGACGUGCCAAAUUUCGGAAACAGGAGCGACUAGCUCAGCAAAAAUCAACGAACCAAAGUGGCGUGGGAGGUGAUAGCGGCGCAUCGAGCCCAGUUGCCGGAAGUGUCAAGACAGAAGGACGUUCCCCAAGGAGCCCAGCAACGCCUCCGGGAAAUUCAAACAGCGUCCAUUCCGUUGCCGAAGUAAAACCGAUAUCUAAUUCUAACUUAAUAAACUCAAAACAUUCGAACGACGGACCUGGAGAUUUGCAUUCUUCGCCAAUACUUCGUGGCGGGGGUGGAGGGAGUUGGGGAUCAUGCAGCCCAAGGCCAUUCUCAACAGCCCUACCGCCCUACCUUCUUGAUCCACUGCCUCUUAAAACAGCAAAUCUUUACUAAUCUUAGUUUAACCUUACGAAUCUGUCGAAGGUUAUUUGUAAAUAGAUGUACGACGACGAACGUAAGCGAUCAUCAGAGGCGGUUGGUAUUUCGGAUACAUGGAUAUAAUUUUCCGCAGUGGUUCAGGAUCAAUGAUUGUCCGUUUGUUCGUUUUUCUUUUUGAUCAACUACGGCCACAACUUACCAGAUUUCAAAUUCGUUUGGUGUCUACAGGGAACUGGUAAGUUUUCAACCAUUAUAUUUCAUUUUCAUUCGCAAAUCAAUAUCAUACAAUUCCAGAAAGAUGUGCAUUUUACUAACAUUGCUUUAUAAAUGAAUCGGAUAGAACGUUAGAUGGCUCUAUACUUAUAUGGUAGACUUUAUCGACGAUUUCCCCUCUUUCGGGGUCGAAAUCUGCCAACACGUGGCUUAUUUCACUUUUCGAUUCUCGUCCCCAAGUUCAAUCACUCGAGUGAACAACAAUCACCCUUAUACAGACUGCGGUGAAACCGCAACAUUGCACAGACCGCGAAGCUCGACGCACACAGACCUAAUAAAUUCAUUUCAUUCUUGUAAUUCACCAGCAAGAAAAUUACAAAUUCUUUUUUUCCAUCCCUAUUAAUUCUAUAUACAUAUCAGCCGUCUCUGAAAAAUUUCUAUUGGUUCCAUGUAAUGAAUUAUUAUCGUCAAAUGGGAAAAAAAACAAUAUUAUUAUAUCAUUAAUAUGUGACUGGAACUUGUACAGUUGUUGCUAUAAAUAUAUAAAAUUAGUGUUUUACACCACAUCCAAAUUAAUCACUUACCUUACCAAAAAAUGAACGAGUGUGACGUUACAUCAUACCUGCUUAUGAAGCGGUAUAAAAAUUACAAUAUCAUAUAGAAGCACGAAAAAAAUGUAAUCAAUAACUCUUUUUCUUUUCUUUCGAGGCAAAAAAAGAAAACAAAAUUUUUGUGAUUGAUAUCUCGAUACGUUUGCGAAACAAGACCAAUGAAAAAUAAUUAUUUAUUUAUCGCCCUUUAUAUAUCCGAUACAAUUGUAGUCGUAAAAAAACGAGAUAAAAAAUUCAAUUCGAAACAAACAAACAAAGAAAAGCUCAAAUAUGACCGAUACCGAAUAACGGAAUGUCGAAAAAAUCGUGAUCGAAGGGCAUAUACGCAUAUAAUCAU
Molecule: messenger RNA, 2303 nt
Organism: Athalia rosae (coleseed sawfly)
Lineage: Eukaryota; Metazoa; Arthropoda; Insecta; Hymenoptera; Athaliidae
Product: paired mesoderm homeobox protein 2A-like
Exons: 4
Coding region: 216-1157 (313 amino acids)
Biological process (GO): regulation of transcription by RNA polymerase II
Molecular function (GO): DNA-binding transcription factor activity, RNA polymerase II-specific; RNA polymerase II transcription regulatory region sequence-specific DNA binding
Source: RefSeq, a predicted model, not a curated record